Bipolaris oryzae ATCC 44560 is the source of this 978-nucleotide messenger RNA. RefSeq lists its product as uncharacterized. The coding region runs from base 1 to 978 and encodes 325 amino acids. Gene Ontology annotation, molecular function: inositol phosphoceramide synthase regulator activity. Gene Ontology annotation, cellular component: Golgi membrane; inositol phosphoceramide synthase complex. Gene Ontology annotation, biological process: inositol phosphoceramide metabolic process. The record is from RefSeq and is a predicted model, not a curated record. NCBI's taxonomy places the organism in Eukaryota, Fungi, Ascomycota, Dothideomycetes, Pleosporales, Pleosporaceae. The transcript has 2 exons.
AUGAUGGUGCCUGCUCAUAUCCUCGAGAUUCCGAGGCCCAAGACAUUUCUUCAGAAAAUGUCGCUGCGCACCGGAGCUGAAAUCAUUACCUUCCUCCAAGUCAUCAACAAAGCAUCGGGCGUCUACGGCCUCCUGGCGCUCCUCACCGGGGCCAAAAUCGAUGGCUGGCAACUGUCCAUGUACCUGUACUCGACGUUUGCGCUGCUCGCGACAACAUAUCUCUACAAGCACAUCCGGUUACAGAGUCCCUUUGAGUCUGUCUUGCUUGCGCAUCUGUACGCGCUCGACUCGGUCAUCAACGCGCUCUACACAGCCUUCUUCGGCAUUGCUUGGUUCUACGCGCUUGCCGCGCACCCGGACGAAAAUGCCGGACUAUCGCCUGGAAUGAAGGACAACGCGGGCUUCACCAGCCCCAAGCACAAUGUGUCAGAAGUCGACAUUAUUGCCGAGCCAAACAAGGGCAUGCAAGCCGGUCAACACGCCAUCGCAGUCGGACAAGGCAGCGAGGGCGGUGCAGGUCUUGGCAACGCCGUCUUCCAGAGCGGCAGCAUCAUGAGCAUCUCUCUCAUCUCUGGUUUCUGGGCUCUGCGCGUCUACUUUGUCUUCAUCAUGCUGGCUUUUGCGCGCCAGUGCCUCCGUCAACACAUGGCCGCCAAGGCUUCGUCUGGUGCGUGGUACAACUCCAACGACAUGCAAACGUCUGCGAAUGACCUUGCCGAGAACCCGUUUGCAGAAGACAAGGAAGAGGGUCAAGGCUGGAAAGGCCAGGUUGGUCGGGCUAUGCUUAGCGGUGCACCCAAGUACUGGCUCGGUGCCGAUGAGGGCGAGGACUGGAUGCGUGGGGUUGGUGGCAGGUUCAGGAAGCCCACCCAACUCGAUCAGCCUGCGGGCUUCAACGAGCGAGAGAGGAGACGUAGGUCCGGGACGGGCCCGCCAGUGCCGCAGCUAAAGAUGUUGAACCCCGAGUUGCCCAAGUAG